AUGAACUCCCCCGAGUCCCUGGCCAUGGCGCUGGCGACACUGCAGGACUGGUGCCGCUGCCUGGGCGUGAAUGCGCAGCGCUCCCUGCUCAUCCUGGGCAUCCCUGACGACUGCCGGGAGGACGAAUUCCAGGAGGCCGUGCAGGCUGCGCUGUGGCCCCUGGGCAGGUACCGAGUGCUCGGCAAGGUCUUCAGAAAGGAGCUGGGGGCCAGGGCAGCCCUGGUCGAGUUUGCAGACUAUCUAAACCGAAGUGUGAUCCCGCGACAGAUACCAGGCAAGGGGGGACCCUGGACUGUGAUCUUCCUGCCCCAGGCCCAUGAUGCUGACUUACAGGACAGACCCGAUUUCCCUGCAAGGCCCCAGGGUCAAGCAGUGGCCAGAUGGGCAGGUGAGGCAGGAGCUACAGGUGAGUCAGGAGCUGCAGGUGAGGCAGGAGCUGCAGGAGAAGAAGCAGCAGCAGGUGAAGAAGCAGCAGCAGGUGAGGCAGGAGGUGCAGGAGAGGCAGGAGCUGCAGGUGAGGCAGGAGCUGCAGGAGAGGCAGGAGCUGCAGGAGAGGCAGGACCUGCAGGAGUGGCAGGAGGUACAGGAGAGGCAGGAGGUGCAGGAGAGGCAGGAGAAGCAGGAGCUGCAGGUGAGGCAGGAGCUGCAGGUCAGGCAGGAGCUGCAGGAGAGGCAGGAGCUGCAGGUGAGGCAGGAGCUGCAGCAGCUUCAGGAGAGGCAGGAGCUGCAGGAGAAAGCUGGGCCGAGCACUUGAGGCAGGCUUUGGAGGCUAUGUUGGAAAACUUGCCCUACCAGCCACUGAGAACCUUUACUGGAAUGGAAGAGCCAGGCCGCAGGGAAGAGUUCUUUGAGAGCUGGCUGAGCCAUGCCAAGGACAUGCUGUACCUGUGGCGCAACAUAUCUGAAAGGGAGAGGAGGAGGCGGCUGAUGGAGAGCCUGGGGGGCCCUGCCCUGGGUCUCAUGUGUGGCCUCCUGGCAGAGAAUCCUGACACCCCAGUGCAGGACUGCCUGGCCGAGCUCGUGCAGGUGUUUGGGAGCAAGGACAGCCGGGUAAGGGCACGGCUGAUGUUCCUGACCUGCGCGCAGCGUCCCGAGGAGAAUCUGUUUGCCUACGUGGUGCGCCUGGAACGCCUGCUGCAUGAGGCCAUAGAGAAGGGGGCCUUCCACCCGGCCAUCGCAGACCAGGUGCGAGCCCGGCAGGUGCUGCUGCAGGCCCGGCCCAACGCGACGCUGCGGGACAAGCUGCGGAGGAUGCGGCUAGAGAGGAGGCCGCCUGGCUUCCUAGGGCUGCUGCGACUCAUUCGGGAGACCGAGGCCUGGGAGGCGGUUCUAGAUGUGAUGGAGCAGGAGCUACGCACAAAAGAGGAAGGGACCCCUGGGGAUGGUGGAGACCCAGCUGCCGCCCAGGCCGCCCAGGCCGCCCCUGCCACGGGAGGCGCAGCUGAGGCAUCCCCAGCCCGUGACGGUGCCAGCCAGGCUGUUCCUGUCCGUGCAGAUGCUGCCCAGGUUACUGCCGGUAUCCCGGGAGCCGCCCAGGCCUCCCCUGCCCCUGAAGAGGUCGCCGAGGCCUCCCCUGCCGCUCAGGAAGACGACAGUGUCCCUGCCCCUGCGGGCCUGGGUCAGGCAGGACCCACUGAGGCCCCUGGGACUCCCCCCACAGCCCACAUAUGCAGUGUUUCUGGGGCGAGCCCAGGAGGUCCUGGCCGGGUGCCCGAGAGCCGGGCCCAGGCGGGAGACCAGGAGUCCGACGAGGCCCCCCUGGAUGGGGAGGAGUAG
Molecule: messenger RNA, 1776 nt
Organism: Lemur catta (Ring-tailed lemur)
Lineage: Eukaryota; Metazoa; Chordata; Mammalia; Primates; Lemuridae
Product: paraneoplastic antigen Ma6F-like
Exons: 3
Coding region: 1-1776 (591 amino acids)
Source: RefSeq, a predicted model, not a curated record